ACAUCAGCGGUCGCGCUGGGUGUCGCCUUACCGUUCCACGCGCGACAGAUUUCUGAUGACCAUCCCAGCACAGUCGAUGUUUCGUUGCCUUUGUAGACCCGAGCGUCCGAGGAGCAGCAGCGGUGGAGCGCGAAAUGGCGUUGGACGCUGUCGCGCAGGGCAUGAACAGCACUGUACCAUCGCCUGCUGAAGAGGAAGCAUUCUACAACAAGCUGCUCGGCCUUGCUGGCACUGUGGUAUCAGGCAAGCAUGCGCACUUCAAGCUCCCGCCGGCUGCCGUUGAGCAGAUCAAAGCCAGCCUCGCGUCGCUGCACGCGCCAGCUCCCGGCGCACAGCACAUAGCAGCAGAGAGCAGUCUUGCCAAUGGCAUAGCAUACAGUGCGAAUGCAUCGACCACUAACACACAGCAAUACUCGACGCCUGCAGCACCUUCUCUGCCCGGUUUGCCCGGACUGCACGCAUCGCAUACGCCCUUCGUAAAUGGCGCGCCGCCAUCGCUCACCAAAGCCACCUCCAGCGGCCUAGAUCCCAUCUUCUUGGAGAAGUCGGCGGUUUUGAUAAAAGCUGAAAAUCAGCAUAAACGGCAGCACAUCGAGCGUGAUUUGCAAGCACAGGUUGCGCAGGGCAAGAGACCAGGUCGAGACGAAGGCGCGGAAGCGCCAUCGCUUGACAUGGGCUCCAUACUUGCCGCUGCCGCUGCUCGUGAGCCUCACGUGUCCGGAUUGAAAUAUUCUGGCAGGGUGGGCAGCGAGGCGAGCUCGUUUGACACGAACGACUACUACUCGAGCCAGGUCGAAAGUGCCCUCCCAGCAGACCUCGAGAGCCUCGAAGGACCUCAUGCGCAGUCUUCUUAUGCUCAGACUUCUGUCUCGGGUAAGCAACCUGCUGGCGCUCGUGAUGACCCAACCACCAUCAAUGCGUAUUCUGCCCAGCUGAGGACUGCAUACGAGAUAGUGGACGAUGAUGAAGAUGAAGAGUAUACACCACCUGAUGUCCCUGCCUUUGCCGGUCUAGACGAAGACGGAGGAAUGGAAGAAGGCCAAAUUGGAUCAGAUGAUGACGACGACUAUGAGCCGGGAGAAGUCACCGUGGACAACAAUGUGCCAACGCCACCCCAACCGUCACGACAGGUACAGCAAUACUCUCCCAAGGUCAUUCGUAACCAUCUCACUCACAUCGCCGCCCCGCAGCCUAAUAGAGUCUCCCCGCUGGCCGUGGCCAAAGGACCCAACCUUGGAGGUGAAUUGGAACUGGUCAAUGGCCGCCCCGAGGUCGUCAAUCACAAGGCCAAUAAUCGCCACAACCCCAACGUCUCGCGCGCAAGUACUGUUUCGCCGCAGAACGGUGUCGGUGUGAACAAUAAAAAACGCCGGAACAAGAAGCGGAAGCGAGACUUGGAGCAGAACCAGCCCACUGGCGGGCGUGCCAAGAAGAAGCGUGAUAGAAACGCUGCGCCCCAGUCUCCUGCAUAUCGAGAGACUCGCAUCAAGGACGAGCCUGUGUCUCCGCCGCCAUUUGCCAGUGUCCCAGACGUGCAGCCAUAUGGCCAGUAUGCACAACGACCGGCACAUUAUAGACCCGCUGAAGUCGAUCUCGUGUCUCCACGGCACAUACCGCUCCCGCCUUCAUCAUAUGUGCCUGACCCUCGAUCAUCAGGUCUGCGGUACGAGUAUGCCCAACCGGCGUCGCCUGCAGUCGUGAGAGUAGCAUCUCCUGCUGCGCUCCGACCAGUACAGAGGGACAAUCAGGAUCUUCGAAGGGUCGCUAGCAUUCAUUAUGCACAACGACCGCCAUCCCCAACACAGAGAGCAUAUUCACCAGCACCGCAGCGUACCGUUUCCAUGAACUAUGGCGACCCGCGGAUGCCCCAAGCACCUGUUGAGGUCCGAUACCAUGAUGCACCUCGUGCAGAUUACCACGACCCCUACAAUGUGCGCCCUCAAAGCCCGGCGGUCAUUCCAGCUCCGCCGCCAACGAGGAUUGUGGUUGACCAAUAUGGCAACCAGUACUACGCAGCCGAGGCGGAGCCAGCGCCAGCACCACCGCCACCGGCGUACAGAGCGUCAGUGGCUCCAACAGACAGGCGACCGGUGCCUACGGACAUUGGCUACGAACGAGCGCCAAGUCGUGCUGCGGCAUCUUAUGCUCAGCCUGCCUAUGAAAGAGUCGACGCAAGCAUGGCACCUCCACCAAAGCGACGAGCUGCGGAAGAGCCGGCUGUGCAGUACGUGGAUGCUAAUGGGUAUCCUGUGCCUGCGCCCCAGUACCACAGACCAGAAGUGCGGUACAUGGAGGCGCCCACUUCCCCUGUAUAUCAGCAGCCGCCGCAACCUCGAUAUGAUAUGGCGCCUCCGCCACCUCGUCCUGCGCGUGAGCAGACUUCACCUGUGUAUGCUGAGCCGACAUCGCCAGGGUAUCCAUCGACAAGGAGUUACAGUGUACGACCAGAAGCACCCGCUGCGCCGCAAUAUGCCCGUCACGCCAGCGUGGCACCACAGCAAUAUGCUCGCCAGGCCAGUGUUGCUCCACAGCAAUUCGCCAGGCCCGACGCACCGCCUGCCCCACCAGCACGAGCGAUGAGUGUCAUGCCUGGGUACGAACAGCCCCGUGCGUACGCGCAAGCACCGCAACCUGUAAGAUACGUUGAUCAGUAUGGCCGAGAGAUUGUCUAUCAGACGGAUCCUAGACCGCCCGCGCCGCCGGAGUACAGAUACCAAUAGGAGGGUAUAGGAUGGGUGAUUGGAGACAAUUGCAAGACCGCACGCUUCUUGGCAGUCUAUUGAUGUUUGCAUACUGGGGGACAUUGUAUUGAGAUCAUGUUCAAAAAAGCGAAGCAUUGCAUAUUGCACAGCAUAAAGUUUGGAGAGGGAAUUGUACGAGCAAAUGGGCAUGUGUAAACAGGCACAGACACGAAUCCGCGAAAUUCCGGAUGCCGUGUACUAUCACUUUGUAAUUCGGCACGCA
This is a messenger RNA of Cercospora beticola, 2964 nucleotides long. RefSeq lists its product as uncharacterized. The record is from RefSeq and is a predicted model, not a curated record. Lineage: Eukaryota; Fungi; Ascomycota; Dothideomycetes; Mycosphaerellales; Mycosphaerellaceae.